AUGUCAACAUCAGCCAACACGGACGAUCGAAUCAGUAAUAAACUCGUCGAUCAUUCACUCGCUGUUAACCAAUUCCAACUCGAUCAUCUGAUAAACUAUUUAAAUCAAUUAUUACCUCUAAUCAUCAGUGCAACUCCAGAUCAAUUAUCUUCUUCUCCCAUCUUCACCGCACCCGAUUCACUUGAUAGGUUAUAUAAAUUCGGAACCGAUCAAAAUUGUAGAGCAAUUUACCUUUCCAAAACUCGCGAACAGCAACUUGCCUCUCAAUCAACUUUAAAUCAAGUCGUCACAGGGACUGAACAAGAUGCUACAUUCGCAUUCGUCUAUACCUUCAAGACUGAAAUCGAUUAUACUUCAACUACUGUCACCACUCUAGCUUUCAUCAAACGAGUACCUACCCUCGAUUGUUCUAGACCUCUCGAUCAUCAACUUCAUUUUCUAAACCUCUUUGGUCCAGCAUCCAAUCAACUUCCUAUCGUCAGUACUGCUUCUUCGACUACUGAACUUACCAAAGACACGAGUAAAGAACCUACAAGUACUGCUACGACUGCUACCGCCUCUUCAAAUCCAUAUGAAGAACUUCAUAACUUGGUACAUCUAGCCGUCGCGCCUUUCUUUGAUGCCUACGUCAAUAGCAAGAAUCGUUCCAAAAAUCUAAGCGAUGGAGGCACCAAUCAAAGUAUCAGCAACGUUGCUGAUAGUGAUACUAAGAUGGGUAUCCCGAUGGCGAAGAAGAAGUUUGCAGAACUCGAACUUUCGCUAUUACAUCUUCAACAGAAUGUCGAAAUUCCAGAAAUCACCUUAAUUAUUCACCCAAUCAUCCUCAACGUGAUAGAUCGCGCUCGAAGAGAAGAUCCAGACGCGAUGAGACAUGGUAACAAUAUACAUUUCAUGUUAGAAUUGCUCGAUCCAAGUUUACUCAAAGAUGACAAAUUCCUCAAUAAGUUGCAGUCGUUGGUUAACACUUGGAUCAAGGAAAUUCAAAACGUCACCAAUCUAUCACGAGAUGUUGAAUCUGGGACAGCAUCUCAGGAAAUCAAUUUUUGGCUUUCGAUGGAGAAAGCCCUGCAAGGCGUGGAGGAACAGCUUCGAUCGGAGCCUAUUACUUUGACUUUGGAUAUUCUCAAGACAGCAAAGCGAUAUCACACAACCGUUUCUUUUUUGGCCGACACUGGCUUGAAAGAGGCUAGCGAUAACGUCCACAAGUACAAUGUCCUCAUGAAGGAUUUUCCCUUGAAUGAACUUUUGGCCGCUACGGAUCUCGGCAAGAUUCAAGAGUCGCUAGUUCAGAUAUUCAGCCAUAUUAACAAGAAGCUCAAAAUUUCCCCUUAUCCUAUUCGACGGGCUCUUCCUCUGGCGGAGGCGAUCUCAAAAGAUCUUACCGAGUCGCUCUUGAAGGUUUUGACAAGUCACAGGUUGAUGUAUACAGAAUAUUCGACUUUCUCCAAAAUUAUGGCCGCUACAGCUUCCGUCUGUCAAACAUGGGAAGAACAGAUCAAGGAUUUCACUACAAUUGCUAGGGAAUUGACACGCAAGAGGAACGAAAAAUUUAUUCCGAUCAAAAUCAAUGCCUCACAUCUCGAACUCAAAGAACGAUGCGAGUACCUGAAAGGUUUUAGAAAACAACACGAACAGUUGAGGAUCAUGACCGGGCGCGAACGGAGAACUGAGGGUACUCAAAUUAGUGGACUUAUGGACCUUGAUAUGGAGGAGGAAGUUAGAGCGGCUUACGAGAGUGUUAAGAACGUUGAGGUUCUUGAUACUUCGCCUGAUGGUACCCAGAUUUGGAGCACGGCUGAAGCGGCUUACAACGAACGGGUGUCACGUGUGGAAAACCAAAUUAUCUCAAGGCUACGCGCAAGGCUAGCAUCAGCUCGAAAUGCAACGGAGAUGUUUCGGGUUUUCUCCAAGUUCAAUGCUUUGUUUGUACGCCCGAAAAUUCGGGGAGCCAUACAGGAAUAUCAAACUCAACUUAUCGAGUCGGUGAAAGAAGAUAUUGGUCGAUUACACGACAAGUUUCGAACUCAGUAUCGUCACUCGGAGGCUUAUCCAAUGUCUCAGCUGCGUGACAUCCCUCCGGUUGCAGGAGCCAUUAUAUGGGCUAGGCAAAUUGAACGCCAGAUGUUAACGUACAUGGGUCGGGUCGAAGAUGUCUUGGGUGUAGGAUGGGAAAAUUACGCCGAAGGCUCAAGACUUGCGAAUGACAGUAGCAAUUUUCUCAAGAAACUCGACACUAAACCGAUCUUCGAACAGUGGGUCAAAGACUGGAACAAGCGAGAUAUGAGUAUCACUGGCCCGAUCUUUGAAAUCCAAAGGAACAGGUCAACCGGGAUUUAUACGUUGAUUGUUGCGUUCAACCCGGACGUGAUUGUCAUCUUCAAGGAAGUUCGAAAUCUCUCGUGGUUAGGAUACAAUGUCCCUUAUCAACUUACUUCGAGUGCUAAGGACGCCAAGAAAGUCUAUCCGAACGCUGUUAGCUUGAUGGAAUCCAUCCGGACUUAUGCUCAGACAUUGGCCAAGGUGACCGAUAUAAGUGGAAUCGCGGAUCUAGUAGCUGAUUAUCGUAACGAUCUGUGUCAAAUGAUCUCUCGUGGUUUGAAUAUGAGAUGGGAGAAUUUCGUUGGUACGAUGCUCGACAGUGCCGUGAGUGGCGGAUUGGCCAAUUCGCGACUGGGUACUGUAGGUGGAGGAGAUCGAGAUACAGUAGGUGGAAGGCAAGGAACGUAUGUUCGAGAUUUAGCCAACAAGGUUGGGAUCUUUCAAGAACGAACCGACGAUCUUUUGAUCAUGUAUGAGGACUUGCUAAAAGUCAUCGAUGAGCUCGCCUCUUGUGAAUACAAAGCCGAUGUAUUUGCUGUCUUGUUGAGCAAGAUACAGAAGACGAUUGAUGGCUUGAGUGUCACCGGUUAUGUGAACUUACAAGAAUGGACUAAAGAGAUCGACCGUAAAAUCGAAAAUGUGUUCUUACGUCGACUCGAAAAUGUUAUUCAAGUCUGGAAUCAGCACUUUGACGAAAAAGCCAAGCGAGCUACUACCACGGGUCAAGUUGAAAAUACCACAGUCAUGGAAUCCGACUUUCGCGUUCUUCCGCUCGCACACGAGAUCCGGAUCCGCAAUCAAGUUAUCUAUCUUGACCCACCGAUCGAGGCUGCGCGGGCCAAUUGGUACAAGCAACUUCAUCAAUGGCUUGGCGUAAUUUGUAAUUUGCCAAGGAUUCAAAGUCAAAGAUAUGACCUGGGACUCAAACUUCGAAUUGAGGAUACAGUUGACAAUACUUAUCUUUCAUUAAUGGGUAAAUUUAGUGAAGCGGAACUUCAACGACCAUAUGCGUUGAUCGAAGAGAAGGUGAAAGAAAUCUCACGAUACCUUCGCAAGUGGCUGCAAUUUCAGUCACUCUGGGAUCUGGAGGCAGACUAUCUUUACGGGCGUCUGGGCGAAUCAUUAUCGGCUUGGCAACAGGCGCUCUCCGAAAUUCGAAAGACUCGUUCGACUUUUGAUAAUUCGGAGAGUUUACAAGACUUUGGUGUCUGUGUAAUUCAUUACGAGCAGGUUCAGGCGAAGGUUAAUGCAAAAUACGACAUGUGGCAAAAAGAUGUACUCGUUAGAUUUGGUGCGAAAUUAGGGGCUGUGAUGAGGGAUACUCAUACUGCGAUCACCAAAUCAAGGCAUGAUCUGGAACACCAUUCAAUCGAGACUUCUUCAACCGCUCAAGCGGUCACAUUUAUUACCUUUGUACAAGAUUUGAAUCGUAAAGUCAAGAAAUGGGAACCUGACAUCGAGAUCUUUGGUAGCGGUGAGAAAACUUUACACCGACAGCGGUAUCAAUUCCCAUCCGAUUGGUUAUACGUCGACCAGAUCGAGGGCGAGUGGAAUGUUUUCAACGAGUUAUUGAAAAGGAAGAAUUCGGCUAUUCAAGAGCAGAUCGGAGGUUUACAAAUGAAGAUCGUAGCGGAGGACAAGGUGGUACAGAGCAAGAUCGAAGCCCUGGUAGCUGAUUGGGAAAAGGAAAAGCCGAUAAGUGGAGAAUUGAAGCCAGAUAUCGCCAUGAACGCCAUCAACCUUUUCGAAACUCGGGUGAAUCGGCUGAAAGAUGAACAUAGUCAAGUUUGUCGAGCUAAAGAAGCACUUGAUCUUGAGCACACUUCCAAUGAACGACUCGAACCAGUGGCUGAAGAGAUCUCAGACCUCAAAGCAGUUUGGACUGCUCUGUCUGGAAUUUGGGCUCAGCUCGCUGAACUUCGUGAAAUGCCCUGGUCUUCUGUUACGCCUCGAAAACUCCGACAAGCUUUGGACUCACUUUUGGCUAGUACGAGAGAAAUGCCAAGUAAGAUGCGACAAUAUCAAGCAUUCGAGUUUGUUCAAGAAAAAAUUCGAUUUCAUCAGAAGAGCGUCGCCCUCGUCGGCGAAUUGAAGUCAGAUGCGCUUCGAGAACGCCAUUGGAAACUGUUGUACAAAAACCUUCGAUUGCCUGGUCAUUACGCUCCCUCUCAAAUGACUCUAGGAACAAUCUGGGAUAUGGAUUUGAAGAAGAACGAAAGCCCGAUCCGACAGGUUUUGGCGCAGGCUACUGGGGAGGUCGCAUUAGAGGAAUAUAUCAAACAGAUAAAAGAGACUUGGGAGAGUUAUGUUUUGGAAUUAGUCAACUAUCAAAACAAAACAAGAUUGAUUCGAGGAUGGGAUGAUUUAUUCAAUAAGUGCAGUGAACAUACUAGUGCGUUGAGUCAGAUGAAGCUCUCACCUUAUUACAAAACUUUUGAAGAAGACGCCUUGAUAUGGACGGACCGUCUUAACCGGAUGAGCGAGAUGUUCAAUAAAUGGAUCGAUGUUCAACGUCAGUGGGUUUAUCUCGAGGGUAUCUUCUCAGGAAAUGCGGAUAUCAAGCAUCUGCUUCCAAACGAGAGCAACCGUUUUACGAACAUCAACGCCGAAUAUCUUGGAAUUAUGAAACGAGUCUUUAAGUCUCCUUACGUGUUGGAUGUGCUUCAAAUUCCAGAAGGUCUCAAGACGCUCGAUAAAUUACUCGAAUCGCUCAGUAAAUUACAGAAAGCGUUAGGCGAAUAUCUUGAACGUGAAAGAUCGUCUUUUCCACGAUUUUACUUUGUGGGAGACGAGGAUCUGUUAGAGAUUUUAGGGAACAGUAAAGAUAUCUUGAGGGUUGUCAAACAUCUCAAGAAGAUGUUCGCUGGUCUCUCAACCUUGACUUUCGACGAGGAAAUUACUCGGAUUGAAAAGAUGUGCUCAAGGGAAGGAGAAGAAGUCCCAUUCUCGACCCCGAUUAUCUUGAAAGACUUUCCCAAAAUCAACGACUGGCUGACCAAACUCGAGUCUCAGAUGCAAAUCUCGUUGGCCGAAUUAUUGUCGAUGGCGAUGGAUCAACUGGCUACGUUUUAUAGCGAGGGUGAUGAAUUGAAUCAAGAUCAGUUUUUGGAGUGGAUCGAGUCCUUCCCGGCUCAAUUGGUGGUUCUCGCUGUCCAAAUCAUGUGGACGCGGAUCGUGGACGACACGCUGAAGACGAGUGUGGGAUUAGAUAAAGCGCUCGGGAUAGUUAUGCGAACGUUGGAUCUCCUUGCCUUCGUGGUCCUAGGUGAACUGAAGCCGGUGAUGCGACGAAAAUGUGAACAUUUGAUCACCGAGUUGGUACAUCAACGAGAUGUGAUCCGGCUUUUGAUUAAGGAUGAGGUCGACUCUGUUACGCGCUUCGAGUGGCUCUACCACAUGCGUUUCUAUCUCGAUGCAUCUGUGUCGAAUCCUACGGAGCGGUUAUCGAUCCAAAUGGCCAAUGCCGUGUUUCCUUACGGUUUUGAAUAUCUCGGCGUACCCGACCGACUUGUUCAAACACCUUUGACGGACCGUUGUUAUCUCACACUCACCCAGGCUCUCCACGGCAGAUUAGGAGGUUCACCUUUUGGACCGGCAGGUACAGGUAAAACCGAGUCUGUCAAAGCACUGGGUGUUCAGCUCGGACGUUUUGUUCUAGUCUUUUGUUGUGACGAAACGUUUGAUUUUCAAGCCAUGGGUCGGAUCUUCGUGGGACUCUGUCAAGUCGGAGCUUGGGGUUGUUUCGACGAGGCCAAUCGAUUGGAAGAGAGGAUAUUGAGUGCCGUCUCACAACAAAUUCAGAGCAUUCAGCACGGUUUACGUGCUGCAUCCAUCGAUCCUAAAGCCGAAGUGGAAUUAGUUGGGAAGACAUUGAGGAUCAACCCGCAUACCGGAAUCUUUAUCACCAUGAACCCUGGGUAUGCCGGACGUUCGAACUUGCCCGAUAAUUUGAAAAAGUUAUUCCGAAGCAUGGCGAUGACACGUCCUGAUCGAGAGCUGAUCGCUCAGGUCAUGUUGUUCUCUCAAGGAUUCAGAACUGCUGAAACUUUAGCGUCCAAAGUUGUACCUUUUUUCAGCCUAUGUGACGAGCAAUUAUCACGACAACCGCAUUACGACUUUGGUCUUCGGGCCCUCAAGGCUGUACUAACCAGCGCCGGACAUUUGAAACGUGGUCGACUUCAGCUGAAGCCAACCGAUGAACCCACCGACGUCUCCGAUACUCGUGCCGAACAGGAGAUCCUAAUUCAAAGUGUUACAGAAACCAUCGUACCAAAACUGGUGGCAGACGAUGUACCAUUGUUGACCAGUCUGUUAUCCGAUGUUUUCCCCGGGGUCGAAUAUCUUCCCAGUGAUCUCGAUAAGCUCAAGGAGCACAUUGCAGCAGUGGCUGCCGAACGCCAUCUGGUUGUGGGCGAUGUAUGGUGUCAAAAAGUGGUCCAAUUGUACCAGAUUCAGAACAUACAGCAUGGUCUGAUGAUGGUUGGUCCCGCGGCGACUGGGAAAAGUCAAGCUUGGCGUGUCCUCCUUGCUGCCCUUGAACGAUUUGAAGGACGUGAAGGCGUUUCCUACGUCAUCGAUCCUAAGGCGAUUUCAAAGGAUGCCUUAUACGGAACUCUUGAUCCCACCACGCGUGAAUGGAAUGACGGUCUUUUUACAAAUAUUCUACGUAAGAUUGUCGAUAACGUGCGUGGUGAAGAUGCCAAGAGACAUUGGAUCAUCUUUGAUGGUGACGUGGAUCCUGAAUGGGUGGAGAACUUGAACAGUGUUCUGGAUGACAACAAACUCCUUACCUUACCCAACGGUGAACGAUUGAAUCUCCCUCCAAAUGUGAGGAUAAUGUUCGAAGUCGAGUCUCUGAAAUACGCGACUCUAGCUACGGUCAGUCGUUGUGGAAUGGUAUGGUUCAGUGAAGAUGCAGUGACGCCGGCAAUGAUAUAUCAAAAUUACCUAUCAAUGAGCCACCAUCUCGCUCUAGAUUCCUUCGACGAUGACACCUCGUUGAUGGAUGCACCAGCUCGCCGACUAGAUGAAGCCAGUGAAGUUUCGCAGAACCUUACAACCCAACGACAAAUCAUCAAGGUAUUGACGCCUCAUUUCGACCCAGAUGGAUUGGUGACGAGGGCGCUCGAGUACGCAGCUGAUGUUGACCACAUUAUGGAAUUCACCGUCGCACGUGCCUUAUCCACCUUGUUCUCCUUGGUCAACAAAACCAUCCGUAAUGUUUUGGACCACAACACUCGGCAUCCAGAUUUCCCAUUACAGAUGGAACAAAUUGAAGCCUAUGCGACUAAAAGACUCCUAGUAGCAAUUGUAUGGGCAUUUACUGGAGACUCAAAGCUUGACACGCGUGCUCGCAUGGGCGACUUUCUUCGAGACCACUCCGGAUUGGACAUGCCGCCAUUGCACGGACCCGGAGCUUCACUUAUAGAUUAUGAUGUUCAAGUGGCGUCUGGUGACUGGGUCGCUUGGCAAAACUCGGUACCUGUUGUCGAAAUCGAUACCCAGCAGGUCACAGCUUCCGAUGUCGUGAUCCCAACUCUCGAUACUGUUCGUCAUGAGGAGGUUCUUUAUUCAUGGCUUUCCGAGCACAAGCCUCUCAUGCUUUGUGGCCCGCCUGGUUCGGGAAAGACAAUGACUUUGUUCAGUGCGCUUCGAAAAUUACCAGAUAUGGACGUCGUCGGGCUCAAUUUCUCGAGUGCUACUACGCCAGAAUUGGUGCUCAAAACUUUCGAUCAACAUUGCGAGUACAAGAAGACUCCUAAUGGCGUGGUAUUAGCUCCAAUCCAGAUUGGAAAAUGGAUUGUCGUCUUCUGCGAUGAGAUCAAUUUACCGGCGGCGGAUAAAUACGGCACUCAGAAGGUGAUAUCUUUCCUUCGACAGCUAGUCGAAGGCGGUGGAUUUUGGCGACCUUCGGACAAAGCAUGGAUCAGAUUGGAACGUAUUCAAUUUGUAGGCGCAUGUAAUCCUCCGACGGAUCCUGGACGAGUCCCCCUCUCGCACCGAUUCUUACGACAUGCACCUUUAGUCAUGGUCGAUUAUCCCGGCGAGGCGUCCUUGAAACAAAUCUACGGUACCUUCACUCGAGCCGUCUUGAAGGUCGUUCCUACGCUUCGUGGGCAGGCCGAACCUCUAACAUCAGCCAUGGUCGAGUUCUAUCUUGCCUCCCAGAAACGAUUCACGUCUGACAUACAAGCUCAUUACGUAUACAGUCCUCGUGAGCUGACGAGGUGGGUUAGAGGUAUAUAUGAGUCAAUCCGACCUUUGGAAACGUUAUCUAUGGAAGGUCUGGUUCGCGUUUGGGCACACGAGGCACUGCGUCUCUUUUCAGACAGGCUAGUGUCUGAGGAAGAGAAGCAAUGGACGGAUCAACAGAUUGACUCGACUGCUCUGGCAAAUUUCCCAACAUUGAAUGUUGAAGAAGCGCUUACGCGACCUAUCUUAUUUUCGAAUUGGACAUCCAAAUAUUAUAUUAGUGUCGACCGAGAAGAACUGCGUGAAUACUCAAAGGCUCGAUUGAGAGUCUUCUACGAAGAAGAACUAGAUGUUCCACUGGUUCUGUUCAACGACGUAUUGGAUCACGUAUUGAGAAUCGAUCGAGUCUUUAGGCAGGUCCAGGGACAUCUGCUACUCAUUGGAGUGAGCGGAAGUGGGAAGACGACCCUAUCACGUUUUGUAGCUUGGUUGAAUGGACUAAGUGUGUUUCAAAUCAAGGUGCACAACAAAUACACAGCUGCCGACUUUGAUGAUGACUUGAGGAACGUUUUAAGGCGCUCCGGUUGUAAAGCGGAAAAAAUAUGUUUUAUCAUGGACGAGUCAAAUGUACUGGAUUCGGGGUUCCUUGAGCGAAUGAACACAUUACUCGCCAAUGCCGAGGUCCCAGGGUUAUUCGAAGGGGAUGAACACGCGGCGCUAAUGACCGCUUGCAAGGAGGGUGCUCAACGAGAUGGUGUGAUGUUAGAUUCACCAGAUGAGCUGUACCGAUGGUUCACGCAACAGGUUGCCAAAAACCUUCAUGUCGUGUUCACCAUGAAUCCGCCGGAGAACGGACUUGCUUCACGAGCUGCCACAUCCCCUGCGCUUUUCAAUCGAUGCGUGUUGGAUUGGUUUGGAGAUUGGUCGGAUCAAGCAUUCUACCAAGUUGGAAUGGAAUUCACGAGUUCCCUCGAUCUUGACGCGAGUCAUUACUCGCCACCCAUCGACUUUCCAGUAGUAUAUCGACAUCUCUCAUUGCCUCCGAUCCAUCGGAAUGCGAUCAUCAAUGCUCUAGUAGCCGUUCAUCUAUCGAUGUACGAGACUAACCGACGUCUGGCUCGACGACAAGCUAGGUUCAAUUAUGCUACUCCUCGUCAUUACCUCGAUUUCAUCAAGAACUACGUCUCAUUAUUUAACGAAAAGCGUGAUGAUCUGGAAGAACAGCAACGGCAUCUUAACAUUGGGCUGGAUAAGCUUCGUGAUACAGUGGUACAAGUUGAAGAGCUUAGAAAAAGUCUUGCGAUUAAGAGCGCCCAAUUAGAAACCAAAGAUAUCGAGGCCGAAGCGAAACUUAAUCAGAUGCUUGAGGAUCAAAAGCAGGCCGAAACCAAGAAACAGGCUUCAAUACAAAUCCAGGCGGCCUUGGAACAGCAGAACAAGGACAUAGCUGAACGUCGAUCGGUGGUAAUGAGAGAUCUUGCUGAUGCUGAACCAGCAGUCGAAGAGGCCCAAGCGGCUGUUAGCAAUAUCAAAAAACAGCAUCUGACCGAAGUGAGAUCCAUGGCCAAUCCGCCCGAGGCUGUUAAACUUGCGAUGGAGUCUGUCUGUACCGUUCUCGGACAUAAAAUCGAGAGUUGGAAGAGCGUUCAAGGUAUCAUUCGAAAGGACGAUUUCAUCGCCAGCAUUGUGAACUUCGACACUGAUCGCCGGAUGACCAGACAGCUUCGAGAGAAGAUGAAAGCUGAUUUCCUGUCUAGACCAUCUUUCAAUUUCGAUACUGUCAAUCGCGCCAGUAAAGCAUGCGGACCCCUGUGCAAAUGGGUAAUUGCUCAAGUCAAAUUCUCUGAAAUUCUUGACAAAGUUGGCCCCUUGAGAAAUGAAGUACAAUCACUGGAAGAUCAAGCGAGCUCUACACAAGAUCAAGCUGGAACGAUUGUGACGAUGAUUGCAGAACUUGAGGCCAAAAUCGCUCGUUAUAAGCCCGAGUAUGCUACACUGAUUAGUGAGACCGAAACAAUCAAGAACGAAAUGAAGCGUGUGCAGAGUAAGGUGGAUCGCAGUAUCAAACUGUUAGACAGUCUAGGAUCUGAGAAGACACGUUGGGAAGCUGGAAGUGCUACAUUUGACACACAGAUGAGUACAAUGGCCGGCGAUGUUCUCUUAUCAGCUGCCUUCAUGACGUAUGGAGGAUUCUUUGAUCAAAGUUAUCGUGAAUCAAUGUGGCAAGGAUGGGUCGAUCAUCUCAAUCAAGCCAAUCUUAAAUACAAGGCGGAGCUGUCACUCACUGAAUAUCUUUCGACAGCUGAUGAUCGGCUCGGAUGGCAAUCCAAAUCUUUGCCCGCCGAUGAUUUAUGUACUGAAAAUGCUAUUAUGUUGAAGCGGUUCAAUCGAUACCCCCUUAUCAUUGAUCCAUCUGGCCAAGCUACCACUUUCUUGAUGAACGAAUACCGAGAUCGGAAGAUGACUGUGACUAGCUUUCUAGAUGAAGCGUUUGUCAAGAACUUGGAGAGUGCAUUGCGAUUUGGUACACCUUUGUUGAUUCAGGACGUCGAACAUCUCGAUCCAAUCCUCAAUGCAGUCUUGAAUAAAGAACUUCGAAGGGCAGGCGGACGUGUGCUGAUACGACUCGGUAAUCAAGACAUUGAUUUCUCUCCUGCCUUCACUAUGUUUCUCUCCACUCGAGAUCCAUCGGUGGAGUUUUCACCCGAUAUCUGCAGUCGAGUGACGUUUGUGAACUUCACCAUGACAAGAGGCAGUCUUCAAAGCCAAUCGUUGAAUCAAGUUCUCCGAGUCGAGAGACCUGAUACAGAUAAAAAGCGAACUGACUUGAUGAAGUUGCAGGGUGAAUUCAAACUACGAUUAAGACAUCUUGAGAAAUCCUUGCUUCAAGCCCUCAGUGAAUCCACAGGAAAUAUCUUAGACGAUGAUAAAGUGAUUGAUACUUUAGAAACCCUCAAGCGCGAAGCUGCUGAAGUUGGUCGAAAGGUUGAAGAGACAGAUAUUGUGAUGCGUGAAGUGGAUGAAGUGACAGCAGAAUACCUCCCAUUGGCACAAGCCUCUAGCUCAAUCUUUUUCGUCCUCGAACAACUCAAUGUUCUUCAUCACUUCUACCAAUUCUCUCUCCGAUUUUUUCUUGAUAUCUUUGAGUUUGUCUUGCUUCACAAUCCAAACUUGGCCACGAUUCAAGACCCUCGACAACGACUCAGCAUAUUACUUAAUGACUUAUUCGUGAUCACUUUCAAACGUACAUCUCGCGCGCUACUUCACCGCGAUCAUCUGAUGUUAGCUAUGUUAUUGGCGCAGGUCAAGAUUCGAGGUUCAGGUGAUGAAUUCGAUGAAGUAGAGUUUGCUUUCUUGUUGGAGGGCGGUGCUGAACGGAACAGUCGACUCCCUACGUCGAUCUUCCCAUUCCUUACAUCCGACCAACAGACUCGUCUUCAAUCCUUCCAAAGACUCGCAUGUUUCAAAGACGUCGUGGCUCAUAUGUCGGCUGAAUCUGAGACAUGGGAGGCGUUCUUGGCGUCUUCCCGCCCUGAGAUGGUUGUACCUGAUAUAUGGCCCGAGGCACCCAGUUCUACUUCCGCUAUUCGGAAAUUGUUAUUGAUCAAGUGCUUCAGACCCGACCGCCUGUUGGCGGCACUUGGUCUUCACGUCAGCCGUACCUUUGAACUUGAUAUCAUAGCCGAGGCAUCUUAUGACUUUGACACGAUGGUCACUGGCGAAAUUGUGUCUUCAACGCCUGUAUGUCUGUGUUCCGUUUCUGGAUACGACGCGAGCUACCGCGUGGAGAAUCUUGUGUCGAAUACCAAGUCUCGAUGCGUGUCAAUCGCUAUGGGCUCACAAGAAGGAUACGGACUAGCAGAACAAGCAAUCGCGACCGCAGUAAGGACUGGCUCAUGGGUACUUUUAAAGAAUGUUCACUUGGCCUCAAAUUGGCUCAGUACACUUGAAAAAAGAUUGCAAGCCUCGAACCCACCCAAAUCUUUCCGUCUGUUUCUAACAAUGGAAACCAACCCCAGCAUUCCAGUUAGCAUCUUACGUCAAUCUCGGAUAAUCAUGAACGAACCGCCCCCUGGAAUCCGUGCGAAUUUGAUUGAUUGCUUGAAAAGCAUACACCCUUCCCGUGUGGCUACUGGCCCCAACGAGAAGGUCAGAUUAUAUUUCCUGCUGGCUUGGUUCCAUGCAGUCGUUCAAGAGCGUUUGCGUUAUUGCCCACUUGGUUGGUCUAAGAUCUAUGAAUUUAAUGACUCUGAUCUAGAGGCAGCAAUGUCGAUGAUUGACUCAUGGAUGACAGCGACAGCGAAGGGGAAAGCCAACAUCGAUCCGGCUCAGCUACCAUGGGCAGCACUGCGCGUACUCCUGAAACAAGCCGUUUACGGUGGCCGCGUCGAUUCUGAUUGGGAUCAGCGUUUGCUGGAUAGCUUCGUGGACAAUCUAUUCAAUCCAACCGCAUUCGAAGUUGGAUACCAAUUAGUGCAUCCACUGGCCGAUGACAACGGCUUGGUAAUUGCAGAAGGUGCAAGGCUAGAUCACUUCGUAACGUGGGCUCAAGCACUACCAGAGAGAGAACCGCCUCACUGGCUAGGGCUUCCGCCCAAUGCAGAAGCCUUGGUUGCUGCAACGCAAGGAUCGGAACUGUUAUCUCGACUACUCAAGAUGCGCAGCACGGACGAAGACGAAUCUGUAGGAGAAGCGAUGAACGAAAAACAAACGCCGGAGAGGAUGGGACAACCCAGCUGGAUGCGAGCGCUCAGAACCACUGCUUCGGACUACAUGAAACAGCUCAGUGAAACGCUCUGCAACAUGGACCCAAGGUGCCAUGAUGCCAACGAUCCACUGUUUCGAUUCUUUUCUCGAGAGGUUCGACUGGGCCAAGACUUACUGCGAGUCAUCCGACGAGACCUUUCUGAUCUGGUAUUGGUUUGUGAUGGCGAAGUGAAACAAACCAAUCAUUUGCGCACUCUGAUUCAGGAGCUCACCACUGGAUCAAUUCCAUCACAUUGGAAAAAGUACAAAGUCAACCCCUCCAUGUCACUGUCGCAGUGGAUCUCCAACUUCAGUAAUCGAAUUCAGCAACUCACCCGACUUGCCACCUCUAAUGACUUGACUAGUCUCACUAACCUAGGACUCUUGUUCUUUCCCGAUGGAUACCUCACUGCUACACGGCAAUAUGUAUCUCAUCGCACAAAGACAUCCCUCGAAGAAUUGCGCCUGCAGCUUAUCCUUCACUCCUCUGACGUGGAAUCUUCAGAGGAUGGCUUCCGAUUAGAGGGACUUACUCUACAAGGUUCAUCCUUUUCCGAAAGCACCUUGAUACUCAAUGACGGAAGCGAUUCUGCGCUCGCCACGUCCCUUUUGCAGUGGACCAAGGAGCCUUCGGCAGCUACGCGCAUGGUCCAGGUCCCCACUUAUCUUGACUCCUCUAGAACACAUUUGUUGUUCACAGCUACAAUUCCAUCGGAAGAAGAUCAAGGUACAUUGGCACGACGUGGUAUAGCUAUCCUUGCAGCUUAGUCUUGCAGGUUGUGGUUUUAUUGUGUCUGAAUGUCUUAUGUGUUGUUUUGGCACGCGCAUCGGGCGCAAUGACCCUAUUGUACAAUGCGAUAAUUUUCAUCGUUAUUACUUUCAGCUUUUCCUUAAUUAAGAAAGAUUUCCCAAUUUGUUUUAUUGUAGUUUGAUUAUUGUAAUAUAGAGUUUUAUG
Molecule: messenger RNA, 14212 nt
Organism: Melampsora larici-populina 98AG31
Lineage: Eukaryota; Fungi; Basidiomycota; Pucciniomycetes; Pucciniales; Melampsoraceae
Exons: 29
Coding region: 1-14025 (4674 amino acids)
Biological process (GO): microtubule-based movement
Cellular component (GO): dynein complex
Molecular function (GO): ATP binding; dynein light intermediate chain binding; dynein intermediate chain binding
Source: RefSeq, a predicted model, not a curated record